Gigantopelta aegis is the source of this 4348-nucleotide messenger RNA. RefSeq lists its product as uncharacterized. The coding region runs from base 239 to 1813 and encodes 524 amino acids. The transcript is spliced from 4 exons. The record is from RefSeq and is a predicted model, not a curated record. Lineage: Eukaryota; Metazoa; Mollusca; Gastropoda; Neomphalida; Peltospiridae.
CUUCCGUUCGCCACAUAAAACCAUUUUUCAUUAACACACAAACCCGGAUAUAUUCUGUCCGUGUGCAUAUAGAGGAACAUAUGGAUACAAACUUGACAAAUUUAUACACAAAAUACUCAAUCUCAGACGUGAAGCAUAUAUUAAACGUUUUGUAGUAAAAAUGACAUUUUUAAAAAUAUAGGCCUAAUUUAAUUUUUGUGAAGGGCUUUUUUUUUCUUUCUCUCUUUCCUUGUUCACCAUGGUAAGAUGUCGCGCAGUUGCUAUUCGGGACUUGAUAGCUGUUGUCAUACUGUUGUUAAUGGUGAGUGUCAUGGUUUUCUGGCAUAUGAGAAGCACGUGCGAAUCUUCUCAUUCUAGACAACCGUGUAUUAUAACAGAACAAUUUAAAUCUUCGUUGGACAUCGGAGGGUUCCGGAAUCCCUCGGAUAACACGCCAGUUUAUGUAGUGGAAGAACACCAUGAAGUGCUGAAAUACUGGUUUCAAGCUGCAGAGAAAGGCCUCAUUGCAAAGAAGGGUAACGUUUUGUUUCACAUUGACGGACAUUCGGACGGUGGAAUGCCGCCGCACAGUGAUAUUCUGACGUUGUUCAAAUGGCCAACAUCCAAACAGGUCAAAGCAAUGAUGCAGAAAAACGACGUCUUUAUCGUGGCAGCAGCUUUGACAGGGCUGAUUACUCGCUACAUAUGGGUGUCGCCUCCCUGGGACGUCGAUCUUGCGGCAGACGUGGGGAACGCAGUGAAAACAGUCGAACUGGGGACCAUGAUGCGACUGAGCCUCGACAACGAACUGAUACUCGACUACUGCAUCUGUAUCCCCGCGGGCCUUAGCGACAUCACAGAGCCCAUGUGCUUCAUGAAGAACCUCACAGAGGACGCCACGACAGCCGAGCCGGAUCCCGUUGAGGUGGGCGUGGACGAGUGUAACAUCCAGUCCAGAGGAUCCGUGGAGGUGGUCAGCGAGGACACGGCGAUAGACAUGCUGUAUCGCGGAAACUGGAUCAGCCCUGACGACAGCAUCAUCCUCGACAUCGACGAGGACUACUACGGCGUCGAGUCGGCGGUGCAGCCGCUGUACGACGCCGGAUUGGACGAGAGAACUCUCACGUGGCCGGAUUUCUACGUGUCCAGACUCUUCUGCAGCAGGGACGCCGCUCAGGAGACGAUGGCCGACAGGUUCUACCAUUCCCUGAUGCAGAAGAUCCGAAACGUCAGACUUUACUGCACGAGACUGGAAGGGGACAACGCCACCAACCGGUGCGAGGAGCAUCCGGCAAUGAUCGAGACUCUGAUGCAGUUCGUUCCCAGCAUGAUCGAGGACCUGAAGAGACAGGAGGUGCUCCGGUCGGCGCUGUGCACGCAAGACGAGUCCAAACUGAACACGAUUCUCGGCGGGUUGAUACGUCACUCCGUCAAAUACACGGUGCCGCAGCUGGACGCCCUGUCGCAGGUCGGCAUAUGCCACAGGUGCUCCGUGAGCUCCUACGACUUCGAAUCGAGGUACGGCAUGAAGCUGUGCGACGGCUACAACAAACCCAAUGACAGCAUCGUCCCGUUCCACAUGCCAUCCGUGGAGGAGAUCAACUUUCGGACGGUGAAUCUGAGGGAGAUUCUCAAGGACGCGUACAUGACGCCAGGAAUAGUCACGGUAUGUAGGUCAACGCGAGACGGAUACACGCCAAGGAGUCACUUUCGUCAAAUUGAGAACGACGUCUUGAACUCUCUAGGAGACUACGUGAAAGGUGUGGAUAAAGACAUGGUGUACUACGAUCCAGACUUGUUAGGCGGACGGUUCGGCUGGCACAACAGACAUUGACUACAAGAGGAAAUAAUUUAUGUAUAAUUUAAUGUUAUAAUGAUUUAAAGGUGUACAGACAUUGACACUUACAUUUGACUACAGGGAGAAAUAUUUUAUGUAUAAUUUAAUAUUAUAAUGAUUUAAAGGUGUACUAACACUGACUUUUACAUUUGACUACAAACAAAAUAGUUCAGGUGUAAUUUAAUAUUAUAAUGAUUUAAAGGUGUACAAACAAUGUGACAUUUGACUACAAAAAGAAAUUAUUCAGGUAUAAUUUAAUAUUAUAAUGAUUUAAAGGUGUACAAACACUGACUUGUACACUUCACUACAAGAAGAAAAUUAAUAGUUUGUGUAUAUUUUAAUAUUAUAAGGAUUUAAAGGUUUACAAACACUGACUUUUACAUCUGACUACCAAAAAAAAUGGUUUACGUAUUAUUUAAAAUAAUAAUGAUUUACAGGUGUACAAACACAGACUCUUGCAUUUUAAAAUUGUAUAAGCAUAAAACCAGUCACCAGGGCACGUGCUUAUAAAACUCAAAUGUACCAUGACAUCACUUGCGUACGAUUUGUAUGGUACCGUCACGAAUUAAAGUCUUGGGUCAAGACUGUACAAGUUUUAUAAACAUGAGGCCUGGUCGAUUUUAUACAGAAAGGUAAAAUAUACGAUUUAUGUAAAUAGGAAGAAUCUGAAAUGUUUGUUAUACAUAGGUGGCUGUUAUACAAGAUUAUACUAUAAAUAAUCGGGUUAAUUUGAUUAAGACACGAAAACAAAAUUGUUUUCCAUAAAUAUUUAUUGAAUAAAAAUCAAAACAAUAAUAUUGUUUUCGUGUCCCAGUCAAAUAAGAAUCCUAUAGUGGAACAAAAAUCACGGUAAAAUGCUAUUCAUAUGCGUUUUAGCACAGACGUCGUCGACAACCGGUCUACUAGUACAUUAACAUGCUAAACGGUUAUUGGGAAUGUGGUGCCUGCACUAGUCGUGGAGCAACGGACAGAAAACUUAAUUAUAUCAUAAACACCAAUAGAGUAACAGCAUCGGUGUUGUAGUGGUUACGCCAUCGUCCGUAAGGCUGAUAGGAACCGGGGUCGGUAGGGCCGUACCCUCCUCAGGGCAUGGGGGGUCGUUUUUCCUCCCCCCCCCCCCCCCCGGGAAUCUCAAUAAAAAAAUUUACUCCACAAAAAUAGCAUACACAUCUCAGGGUUUAAUUUGUUUAUAAAAAGUAGUGCCCCCACCCCACCCCCCUAGGAUUUUGAUCAGGGUACGGCCCUGGGUCGCACCUUGGUAUCGACUCUUACCCACUAACAAUUCAGUAAUCUUAGAGGAAACUCAUUACAUUUUCCCGUUAGCGUCAAGGGAUCCUUUAUAUGAACAUUCCCGCAGACAUUACAGUACAUACAUACCACAGCCAUUGAUAUACCAGUCGUGGUGCACUGGUUCGGACGGGGGGCGGGGGAUCAAUAUCCGUGGUUCGAUCCUACGUCGCAAGCACCUCAGGCGAAAUCUCUCCCGACUGAGCUAGAUCCCGCUUCUUUUGGAGACGUGUAAUACAACUAUGCCGACUGAUCUCUCACUAACCACUAACCAUUAACCGUGAAGUAUAUGUCCAGGUCAUCGUGCUUGAACCUUAUCGAUUACAUGUACGAAAAUCAAGAUAAAAUCAAAUCAAAUCAACAAUUAGAAAUUUGUUUUGGGUGAAUAUGCCCACACAUUAGGUGUUCGACGGUCAGCCCCCUGCCUCCCAGGGUCGAUCAAAGGCAUUUCAGCCCCGCCCCCCUUAACCAACAUGCAUUUGUUUUCGCUAUGCUAGUCUCUCUCUCUACGUAUAUUGACUGUUCCAAGCAAUUCAUAUCGUUGGCCGAUCUGUCCGGGGUUUUCUUACAAAACAGUGUUUGCCGUACGUUGUGUUUUAUCAAGAGUCACGGACUGCUUAAUACAAUAAUCCCCCGGGCGCAUUGUUUGUCCCCAAUGCCCGCAAGAUUGCUCUAAUGCGUCCAUAGUUACCGGUUGCUACUGUAGACCGUUACACACCGCCAACCCCCUUCGGCAGGUAUUCAAUUCAAGAUUUGAGCACUGCAAUCGUCAAACACUGCAGGUAAGUUCAUGAACUUUUUUUCCCUCUCAUUUUCUCCAUGCUAACCGUAAUCUUAGUCUUCACAAGUGAACUGUAUGGUUAAAGGGCUCUCCGGGUGUUAAUAAGGAUGGCAAUUUUAUGGUACUUCUCUUAAGCGGGCUCGCUGGAAUUGUACGUGUCAAGGUGCGACAAAUUGAUAAACUGUUAGAUGUUUGGUAUAUAUAAUCAGUUAACUCUUUCAUAGUGCGUUGAGUGUCUGUUAUGGAAAUAUAGAUAAUGGAAAGGAUUUUUAUGUUCCGCUAAUCCUGAAAUCUAUUUUAUUGGCUAUAUAUCGGUACAUGUAUAUGCAGUGAGAGCAGAUAAAAAGUAUUUUGUUUUUAAAAAAUAUAUGUCAUUGUUUUGAUAAUUACAAUGCAAAUGUUAAGUUCUUAAUUAUCUUUGAUAGUCUGUGCCCUGCUAUAGAAAAUAAAUCAAGAAAAAUCUA